AUGGCAGCUCAGCAGCCUAUCCUGAUUAUCGGUGCUGGCAUUGCUGGACUCACGCUCGCUCAAGCCUGCAGGAAAGAGAACAUUCAAUAUCGCUUGUUCGAUCGUGAUGAAAGCCCUUCAGCUCGAGGCGCCGGCUGGGGUCUCACGCUCGCUCAAUCACUGCCGGCCUUCAGAUCUCUUCUGCCCGAUGAUAUAGUCGCACGAUUGCCAGAGACGUAUGUCAAUAUCGAAGCCGUAAAUGCAGGUGAUCGCGGCAAUUUCACCUACUUCGACCUCUCAACUGGAGAGGCAAGAUGGAAGACAGCGCCUGCGGAGAGGAUCCGCGUCAGCAGAAGGCGCCUAAGAGACCUGAUGCACACCGGAUUGAACAUGGAGUGGAACAAGACCUUGAAAGAUGUGGUUUCUAAUGAUGUCGGCGUCGAAGCCUUCUUCACAGACGGCACAUCAGCUACCGGCAGUCUACUCCUGGGCUGCGAUGGUGCACAUUCUCUUGUUCGUCGGAUGUUGCAUCCAVCAGACAACAAGAACUGGCAGCUGCCAAUUCGGUUCAUCGGUGCUGGUGUCAAAUACCCAGAAAGCAAGAUCGAGGGGAUACGCAAACUCGAUCCGUACUUCCUCCAAGGCAGCGAUCCACGAACAGAUGUCUAUCUGUGGUUCUCAUUUCUGGAAUGCCCCGGCGAUCAUGGUGCUCCAGCAGAGAAGGAUGAAAACGGAGAGAAGAUAUACCGCUGCCAGAUCAUGACUUCUUGGCCAUACCGGGAUGGAUUUUUCGGGCGGGUUGAUCCUUCGAACGUGCCGAACACUGAUAUUGGGCAACUGAUAUGGAUGAAAUCCCUUUCUUCUGAGUGGGCGGAGCCGUUUCGCUCGAUUGUGCAAGAUAUUCCGGAUGAUUCUGAGAUCAAGCCCGUCGUUCUCGAAGACUGGAUUCCUCGUCGCAGUGAUCCAACUCUCUUCCAUAGCAGACUUGCUUUGGUCGGCGAUGCUCAACAUGCCAUGGUAAUGUAUCGAGGCGAAGGAGCGAACCAAGCCGUCAUCGACGCUUCGGUACUGUUCAACGAGAUUCGGCCUCUUUGCAAACCUUCUGGGGCCAUCGAAAGCAAGGCUUUGCAAGACGCUAUCGCGAGAUACGAGACUGAUGCGGUCAAACGCGGAACGCUCGCUGUGCUGGCGAGUCGAAGGGCUUGUUUGGGUGCACAUGACUGGCGGAGGGUGAAUGACGACAGUCCAAUUGUCAAUAGAAAUGUGACAAGGGAGGAUCUGGAGGAUGUGAGGCCUGAGAGGGGAUGA
Messenger RNA from Ramularia collo-cygni, 1287 nucleotides. Its product is annotated as related to FAD binding domain protein. NCBI's taxonomy places the organism in Eukaryota, Fungi, Ascomycota, Dothideomycetes, Mycosphaerellales, Mycosphaerellaceae. The record is from RefSeq and is a predicted model, not a curated record. The coding region runs from base 1 to 1287 and encodes 428 amino acids. The transcript has 2 exons. Gene Ontology annotation, molecular function: FAD binding.